GAAGAACUUAGUUAAGAUGAAGGAUACAAUAGCUGAUCUACCAAAAGGCCCUUUAGACCCUUAUAGAAAAUCUGCAACAUUUGAUUGGAAAUUAUUGAAACUUAAUAUAGAAGGAAAAGAUUUUGUUGAAUUUCAGAAAACGUUGUGGGAUUUUAUGAAAAAGACAUCAGUAUUUCAAAGACAUAGCUGUACUACAUUAGAUGAACAAAGAAGGCUUUGUAAUGCUCGUGUUCGAGCACUAAGGGAUAAUAAUAUUGCAAGUCCACUAACUCAUGCACAUUGGUUUAAUAUAGUAUUUCAAUAUGAAGCCUCUAUACCAAUAAAAAUGGGUGUGAUGGAUGGUAUGGUACCAAGUACAAUUCUUGCAUUGGGUAAUGAUGAUCAUUUUCAGACUGUAGCAAAAAUUCAAGAGGGAGAAUAUACUUGUUGUUUUGCACUGACUGAGAUAUCCCAUGGAACAAAUGCAAAAGGAAUAAGAACUACAGCUACAUAUGAUGCAAAAUCAAAGGCUUUUAUCUUAAAUACUCCUGAUUUCGAAGCUGCAAAAUGUUGGAUUGGUGGUUUAGGAAAAACUGCAACGCAUGCUAUUGUAUUUGCACAAUUAAUAACGCCAGAUCAACAAAAUCAUGGUCUUCAUACUUUUAUUGUACCCAUUAGAGAUCCAAAUACUCAUAUACCUUAUCCAAAUAUAGAUGUUGGUGACAUGGGUGAAAAAAUUGGAUUAAAUGGAGUUGACAAUGGAUUCAUAAUGUUUAACAAUUAUCUUAUUUCUCGAACAUGUUUGUUAAAUAAAACAGCAGAUGUUACUGAAGAUGGGAAUUAUACAGCAUCUGUGAAAGAUAAAAGCAAACGAUUUGGUGCAUCCUUAGGUGCAUUAUCUUCGGGGCGUAUUACCAUUACAUCAAUAUGCGCAAACUUUGCAUCUGUUGCAAUAACCAUUGCUGUGCGAUAUUGUACCGUAAGAAAACAAUUCGGACCAUCGGAAUUAGAAGAAUGGCCAGUUAUAAAAUAUCAAGCGCAGCAAUGGCGAUUGUUUCCUCACUUGGCAGCAACAUAUGCUCUAAAAAUAUUUUCUGCUGAAUUUGUAAAUCAAAUGUGCGAAUUUAAUUUCAAACUUAUAACUGCAAAAAAUCAAGAUAAUAUUGAUAAUGAAGGUAUGGAAAUACAUGCAUUAUCUUCUGCAACAAAACCAGUAUGUUCGUGGACUAGUCGAGAUAUUAUACAGGAUUGUAGAGAGUCUUGCGGAGGACACGGUUAUCUUAAAAUCUCACGUUUGGGCGACUUGAGAGCUGAAAAUGAUGUAACUUGUACAUUUGAAGGCGAAAAUAAUGUAUUAAUUCAACAAGCUAGCAAUUGGUUACUAAACCAAUGGUCAAACGUACUCAAUGGAAAACCAAUAAAUUCUCCUUUAAGAACAGCAGAUUUCAUGAAAGAUGCCAACAAUAUUUUAAUGCAAACUUUCCCUUAUACAACAGUUGAUGAAACAUUGAAACCAGAAAAUUUAUUUUUAUCCUUUACGUGGUUACUAUGUUAUUAUUUAAAAAGAACAUAUGAACAGACACAAAAUUUGAAACGCAAAGGCUGUGAUGAUUUCGAAAUUAGGAACAAUACUCAAGUAUUCUUUGCACAAACAUUAUCUCUAUUAUAUGGGCAGCAUGUGAUAAUGAAGUACUUCAUAGAAUGUAUUCAAAAUCCUUCAUGGAGAUCAGAAGAACGCAAUGUGCUAAUAAAGUUAUGUUCGCUCUAUGGAGCAGCUAUUUUAGAAAAAAGAUUAGGAGACUUUUAUGCUGGUGGAUAUGCGUCACCCAAGAGUAAUAUGGAUACAUUAUUACGAAAAGGGAUUAUAAUUUUGUGUAAAGAAUUAGUUCAAGAGGCGGUAGCAUUAGUAGAUGUUUUAGCACCACCAGAUUUUGUAUUAAAUUCUCCAUUAGGAAUGUCUGAUGGUCAAGUAUAUAAACAUAUCAAAGAAGAAAUAUUUAAAGUCAAAGAAAACUUUGAACGACCGUCAUGGUGGAGAGAAAUAGUACGAUCAAAAUUAUGAUAUGUACAUAACAUAUUUGUCUGCUUCUGCAAACCAAUCAUCAUAAACCAUUUGGGGUUCAAUCAUCCAAAAUUUAUGGAAUGAUAUGGGUUCUUGUGAAGCAAGGUAUGCAGUCGCAUAAUCUGAAGGGCGUGCCUAUAAUAAAUAUAUAUUAUUGUUUUGAGAGAAAUUACAUUUAUCUUAAAUAAAAUAAAUAAUUUCGUAUAACAUACUUGAUGAAACAUUGAUGAAUGUACAGGUUGCACUCUGAUUCGUGAUAGACAUAUACCAAAAAGAUACAUAUCAUCUGGAGUAGUAGAUGAUGGACAUUCACAUUUACCUAGUUCUAUGAUUUUGUGAACCAGAGAUGCAGAUAAAGCAACACCUGCUCCACCUGUUAAAUAUUCAUACCCAUAAUCACUA
Bombus terrestris (buff-tailed bumblebee) is the source of this 2443-nucleotide messenger RNA. RefSeq names its product peroxisomal acyl-coenzyme A oxidase 3. The transcript has 12 exons. Gene Ontology annotation, cellular component: peroxisome. Gene Ontology annotation, molecular function: pristanoyl-CoA oxidase activity; FAD binding; fatty acid binding. The coding region runs from base 17 to 2041 and encodes 674 amino acids. Gene Ontology annotation, biological process: fatty acid beta-oxidation using acyl-CoA oxidase; lipid homeostasis. Lineage: Eukaryota; Metazoa; Arthropoda; Insecta; Hymenoptera; Apidae. The record is from RefSeq and is a predicted model, not a curated record.